Molecule: messenger RNA, 1860 nt
Organism: Glycine soja
Lineage: Eukaryota; Viridiplantae; Streptophyta; Magnoliopsida; Fabales; Fabaceae
Product: guanine nucleotide-binding protein subunit gamma 3-like
Exons: 5
Coding region: 873-1559 (228 amino acids)
Biological process (GO): G protein-coupled receptor signaling pathway
Source: RefSeq, a predicted model, not a curated record
GGCGCCUAAAACACAACGAUUUCUCUUUCCUACGCAGCGGUCACGUGCGGUCUGAGGUAUUCCCAUCGUGCUUUUCGCUUGCUCUCUGCAACACCAGGCCACACUACUCAGUGCUCGCUGCCUGCACCACCAGCACAAACAAAAUAUAUAAAUAAAAACAAAGUUUUUCAAAUCACAACACAUAAUAAAAGAAAAAAAACAACCCAUUUAAAUCGCCUCUUACCCAAACAAAACCUCAAAAUCUCAAUCAAAGCCUCCCCAACUUUGCUUAAAUGGGUUCUUACUGAAACUUGCAGUCACAGCGCUUUCUCUCAGCCGUCUUUACUAUUUAUAAUUAAUACCCUUUACCAUUAUUAUUACCUUACACCAUGCACAAAAGAUGUGCCACUCUCAGAAACAAAAACUUACCCGCAGCCUCAGAUUCUUCUCCCUUGCUCAUUUUAUUUUAUUAAUAUUGAAUAUUGAAUGUAUUCUUUCCCCCUCCCACUCGUGCCCUGUACACAAUAAUGACUCUCUUUCUACCCUCAUUAUCACUCUUUUCAGUUACUUUUCCUUUUCUUCUUCAAUUCAACCCUUCCAUUCAAGUUUGGCUUUUUAAUUUAAAUUUACUAAUCUGUUUCGGGUGGUUUCCGGGUGUUUCUUAAUUAUCCCUUGUCAGAGGGCCUAUUUACUGCCCCUGCCACAGUCUUUUCGUAUGGUAUUCACACCUAACCUCAUUUGCCGCUUCUUCUUUGUCACUUACCAUUACUGUUACUUGUGCCCCCUUCCUUAGUGCAUCAACAAGGACUUCUGCUAUUACUGCCUGCUACCUCUGCCAUUUCUUGUUCUGUCCAUUUCACCUUCCUUUCUCUCUCUCUCUCUCUCUCUCUUCAAUGGCCACUACUCCCACCACCGUUCGUUCUUCUUCCGUCCCUUCUCUGCCUCCACCCUCUCCUAAGUCCCCGCCGGAGUACCCAGAUUUGUAUGGCAAGCGCCGUGAAACCGCCAGGGUUCACAUGCUCGAGAGGGAAAUCACUUUUCUCGAGGAAGAAUUAAAAUCUGUUGAGGGCCUUCAACCAGCUUCAAGAUGCUGCAAAGAGAUUGCUGAUUAUGUGAUGGCAAACGCAGAUCCCCUGUUACCUUCAACCAAGAAGAACCGCCGGUCAUGUCGCUUCUGGAAGUGGCUCUGUGGCAUGCCCUGUUUUAACCUCUCUUGGAUCUGCUGUUGUUGCUGCUGUGAAGGGUUAUCUUUACAACUAAAAUUGCCACGCUGCUGUUGUGACUGCAAACCAUGCAGUUGCAGUUGCAGUUGUCUUCCACCCAUCAAAUGCUGCUCCUUACCAAAGUGGAGCUGUUGUUGCUCUUGCCCCAAAUCAAAUUGCUGUAAAGAGGGUUGUGGUUUUGGAAAUUGUUGUACUUUCCCACGUAGUUGCAAUUUUGGGUGUCCAACUUGUCCAUCUUGCCCCUCUUGCUGCAGUUGCAAAUGCACCUGCACUUGCUCUUGCCCAAGCUGUCCGAAGGUAAGCCCAUGUUGCUGUUGUACAAAGUCAUGCUGGAGACCAUGUUGUUUUUGUUGCUAGUAUAUGCUUUCCAAAGGGAAAAGCAAAAAAAAUAAAAAAUAAAAGAAGCAAAAAAAAAUCCGAAGCUUUUGUUAUCAAAAUUGCAUUCAUAAUAGCUAGAGUAUAAAUUUUGGAAAUAGAAAGGUUAUAAAUGUUGUAAGUUAGAUUGUGCACUAUAUGGAUACUUGAAGCAAAUGUAGUAUUGUAAUUGUGGGUCAGAUAAGUUCGAUCCUUUGCUGUUGUCGAUCUCCAAUGUUAUGUUGCAAGUGAAAUGAAAGACGCAAUAGUAAGAAAAUAGCUAUUGAUUACGAUUGCAUGCUUU